UGAUGAUAUUCUGGUUUUCAGUAAGACUGAGGCAGAUCAUGAAGAACAUUUGAAACUAGUGUUGGAGGCAUUAAGGAAGAAUCAGUUGGUAGCUAACAUUAAAAAGUGCUCUUUUGGCCAAGAACAACUGAGUUACCUGGGGCACAUCAUUUCAGCUAAGGGAGUGGCAGCUGAUCCUGAUAAGAUUAUGGCUAUGCAGAAUUGGGCUGUUCCUAAGGAUCUGAAAGAACUUAGGGGAUUUCUGGGGCUUACUGGAUAUUACAGGAGGUUUGUCAAAAAUUACAGUAAAAUUGUUGCACCUUUGACAAAUCUAUUAAAGAAGGAUGGAUUUAAGUGGGAUGAACAGGCUACACAAGCCUUCCUUGAUCUGAAACAAGCUAUGAUUUCCUUACCUGUGUUGAGAGUUCCAGAUUUCAACAAACUAUUUGUCAUAGAGACGGAUGCAUCUGGAAGGGGAUUAGGUGCUGUACUUAUGCAAGAUGGAGGUCCUAUUGCUUAUAUGAGCAAAGUACUGUCAACCAAGCACCUCACCAAAUCCAUCUAUGAAAAGGAGCUGAUGGCUAUAGUGUUUGCUAUACAGAAGUGGAGGCCAUACUUAUUAGGCAGGUUAUUUGAAGUACAUACAGAUCAGAGGAGCCUGAGAUACCUGACUGAACAGAAGAUAAUGGGUGAGGAUCAACAGAAAUGGAUAUCCAAACUGUUGGGUUACAACUUCACAAUCAGAUACAAGCCAGGAAUUGAGAACAAGGCAGCAGAUGCUCUAUCAAGAAAACCAAUUUUUGCAGCCCUAUCAACUGUUACUUGUCAUGAAUGGGAGGGAUUGGCAGAUGAAUUACAAAAGGAUCCUAAAUAUGGAGAGAUUUUACAGAAGAUUUUGAGUCAACCGGAGCAAUGCAGAGGAUUCAGAGUAAAAGGAGGUUUAUUAUACUACAAGGAAAGGUUAGUUUUACCUAAAGGGAGUCCUAGAAUAUUAUCUGUCUUAAAAGAAUAUCAUGAUACAGCUG
Cuscuta epithymum is the source of this 1004-nucleotide messenger RNA. The record is from the annotation of a GenBank genome assembly. Lineage: Eukaryota; Viridiplantae; Streptophyta; Magnoliopsida; Solanales; Convolvulaceae.